AGAAGCAGUUGUUUUAACCCUAGGUUCACAUCUGUGCGGGUGGUGCUGCUGCGGGUCUGCACAAAAAUCUGUGCAGCCACACCACCCACACAGAGAAAUGCGGACCCGCGAGCGGGUUCCAUUACUUCUAAUGACACGCCACCCGCACUGGAAAAUGCAACCAUACUGGGAACCGAGGUUCCUGUGCAGGCUGCGUUUUCCAAAGAAGUGCAGGGACUUCUUCCCUGCGUGUCACAGGGCACGGGAGUCCAUUCAAAUAAAUGGGCUCUCGUGUCCCAGGGGCGGACUGACCAUUUGGAAACU
Messenger RNA from Staurois parvus, 303 nucleotides. The record is from the annotation of a GenBank genome assembly. NCBI's taxonomy places the organism in Eukaryota, Metazoa, Chordata, Amphibia, Anura, Ranidae.